AGUCGCUUCGGUUCAUGCUACAAAAUUUACGUAAGGGAAAUAUUUCAAAGUCACGUUGCCGGCAUUAAAAUUUGUAAAAUUAUUUUACAUACGAACUAUAAACAAUGAAUACUCUUAGACGUUUAACAGGAAACUCUGUACUCUCAAGAUUGUUUCAAGAAAAACGGACUGUUACAAGUGUGCGUUUUCUAUAUAAUGAGCAAUUUCUUGGUAUCGACAGAUUUAUUGAUGCUCGGCAAAGGACAAUUAAUCGUCUUGGAAGUAUGAAAGAAAACUUCUACAACAGGAUGAAGACUCAAUUAAAUAGUUCUGUUCCAUCUAUGAUCUUCACUGAAGAUCUUAAAACUGUAAUUCAUACUUGUGAAGAUAAUCCCGAAGAAAUUGAAACAUGCACUCGUAUGAUGAAAAGGUUUCACAAACAGAAUAAAGAAUUAAGAUUUGGCACAUUUGUUUUUGGACCAGUUGCAAUGCGCCUCUUUUAUUAUCUUAAAAAGCAAGAUAUGAUGCUUGAAUUUUACAGAGAUCCUGAAUUGGAGGGAUUUUUUGAUCAGUUGAAGUCAUAUUAUUUGAGUAUGGACUUAUAUUUUAAGACUGGCAUGUAUGAUGAAAUUAUUAAAGCUUUUGAACAACUACAAAGCAAGAAAUUAGGAGAGACACAAUUUCCCCGUGAAGCUGUAGUACUUACUACUGGAGCCUGUUUCAAAUUGAAUACUCCAGAAACAUAUCAGUUGGCUACUGAUAUUGUGACACAAGCUCGUGAAGCUAGAGUUCCUAUUCUACGAAAGGCUCUAGGUUUUGUUGUAGCACUGGCUUUGAAACAAAACAGACCCGAUGUUGGACUUGAAAUUCUUUCCAGCAUAGAUCGUUUCAAUAAUACGACUGCUAACAAUCUGAAGUUGACUGCGCUUGCUCAACUUGAUAGACUUCAAGAUGCUUUUAGUAUUCUGCGACGUAUAACAGAUCAAGAUUCACCAGUUCAAUCUAGAGUUCGAGGGCAAAUUUGCCAAACCACACUAGAUACCAUUCAGCAAGCUGUGGAUAAAGCUGGUGACAAAGAAAUGAGCCAUAUUUUUGAGCAGCUUUGCAGAUCCUUAAAGGAAAGCAAUUCUGUUACAAGUCAGACAAUAGAUGAUUUGGUUUGCUUACCAAUUGAGCCGAGAGCAUUUCCAAGAGAUGCUGAUUCUUUCAAUACUCGAGGAAGAGAACGUUUUCCAGAACAGUCAUUCAGAAGUAGAGAGCGAUCAUUUUCUGAAGGUGAUCGAGCCGAUAACGAAUUUCAACCAAGACGCAGGCGUUUUGCAGGACUGUCCGAAGAAUAUUAAUCAUAAUAUCAAGUACAACCACCCAGUCCUAAGUUUUGCAUUGUAAAUUAAACAUUAUAUGCAAUUCUAGAUCAUUUAUUGCUUGUUGUGCAUUGUUAAAGUAAAGCAUAAGUUCAUGUAAAGAGGGACUGAAACAGUAGAUAAUGUAUAGAAUGAAUAAAAAGCUUUUCGUAUUUU
Argiope bruennichi is the source of this 1499-nucleotide messenger RNA. Its product is annotated as pentatricopeptide repeat-containing protein 2, mitochondrial-like. Bases 105 to 1322 code for a protein of 405 amino acids. The record is from RefSeq and is a predicted model, not a curated record. Lineage: Eukaryota; Metazoa; Arthropoda; Arachnida; Araneae; Araneidae. Gene Ontology annotation, cellular component: mitochondrion. The transcript has 10 exons. Gene Ontology annotation, molecular function: RNA binding. Gene Ontology annotation, biological process: mitochondrion organization; regulation of mRNA processing; multicellular organism development.